UUCCGCUGCAGUUGACGUCCGAAGUUACUACUCGAAUAAAAUCAACUUUUGCUGUCAAAAAGAUUUUCUUAUAAUGCCGCCAAAGAAGCGUAAGCUUAUGCCCCCAGCACCAAAAGGCAAAUGUCGACUUUUGCUUGAAGAACGGUAUAGAGAGAUUCCUGUUGAUGCUGAAGACUUGCUGAAUGGUCAUGUGGUUUUAAAAUUCAUGCAGGAGUCAAAGUUGUUUGCACCAACUACAAAGUUUUUUGCUGAACACAUGGGCUUACAGAUUACAAAGAAUAAAAUCCAGUUACUUGUAAAUAGAACAAUUAAAAAGUACACUCAUAUGAACAGAGAGAAGGAAGUUUCUAUGUUAAUAGCUAAUUGUGAUGAGAAGUACAAGCAUGAGAAAAAACAACAAGAACCGGGAACUUCAGCAGAACAGGCAGUUAGACGAAAGUUGACCCAAACAACUUCUCAGGUUACUGUAACACCAUCUACAUCUGUAACAGGCUCACCAAGUACAGUGCAAAACGGUAUCAAAUCCUACAGUUGCAACAUCUGUAACAGGCUCAUCAAGUACAGUGCAAACGGUAUCAAAUCUUACAAUUGCAGCAUCUAUAACAGGCUCAUCAAGUACAGUGCGAACGGUAUCAAAUCCCACAGUUGCAACAUCUGUAACAGGCUCAUCAAGUACAGUGCAAACAGUAUCAAAUCCUGCAGUUGUAACAUCAGCGUAUACAGGUUUAUCUAUUGGAAUGAGGUCAUUAAAGCGAAAGGGUCUGCUGACUCCAUUCAAACGACGACUUCAACAUCAAAAUGA
This is a messenger RNA of Anneissia japonica, 802 nucleotides long. RefSeq lists its product as uncharacterized. The transcript is spliced from 2 exons. Lineage: Eukaryota; Metazoa; Echinodermata; Crinoidea; Comatulida; Comatulidae. Bases 74 to 802 code for a protein of 242 amino acids. The record is from RefSeq and is a predicted model, not a curated record.